CGGGGUGCGUGGCCGCCCCCACCGGUGUCUAGACUUCCUUAGCCUCGAAGUCUCUUCACCACUUGUGCCUUAUCAACAUAGACGGUGCAGCAUACAGUGCCCAUGCCAUGACUUGCAUAUCGGGAAAUGCAAUCGACGCUGCAAGGAUAUUAAUCCAGGUGUGAUUGCGGAAUUGUUCGGAAAUCCUGCAAUGUGCAGUUUAUUGGCAUAUUCUCAUUACGCUCAUCUAUGAUCCGAAUGAUGCCGUCCACUCGCCACAUUGAUCCACACCGUGUUCCGGCCAAUGUCUGUGCGGCAAGAGCUGAUAACCGCUGGAUGUCUAGCCCUCUGUGUACUGCGCCCUCUGCACCAUCUGGGCCAGGGACGGCACAGUUCUACGCCCAGUCAUACUGCGACAGCUGGGCUGCCCCUUACGCAAGUCUGGUUACAGCUCAAACAUGCCUCCUCCAAUAAGACAAUCUACCCGUGGAUAAUAAUAACCUUUCGAAUCCAAGCUUUCAAGGCAGCCCUGCCGUCUUCGUUCUCGCGCGAGUCUUUGACACAUUCCUUACAUACUUCACUUCUCUCCCAUUUCUUUCACUUUGUCUUCGUCUCUUUCUUUGUCUCUUAGAAUUCCCCCUGUCGCUCUUUAGCUAAUCGGGUACAUCAUUCUGCCCGCAUACAUCUUUACGUUGUGACAACCUAGACGGCGUCCCUUCUUUGUGGGCCUUUUGGACCAUCUUCUGUCCCUUCUUGAUCACUCUCUCUUUGUCCUUCACCUGCCAUAUUAUCUUCAUUCCCUCUCUUUGAAGGCUCGAUUUUUAUUCUCGAUUCCUCUACCAAGGAUGCCGUCUUCAUCGCUCUUGCUGAGCGUUGCUACGCUUGCCAUCUCCACCUUGGUCUCUCCCAGUUCAGCUAGCUCCGUUUUUCGACGCGCAGGCGCUUCGUACCAGCUUGUUGAGUCAUGGCAAGGGGAGAGUUUCUUUGACUACUUUGAUUUCUUCACGGAGACUGAUCCUACUCACGGCUUUGUCACCUACCUUGACCAGAGUAGCGCAGAAUCCUCCGGGCUUGUCAACGUCACUUCGAGCGGUAGUGUCUACUUGGGCGUCGAUCACACUACUGUCCUGCAGGACAAUGGCCCAGGCCGAAACUCUGUUCGUAUCAGCAGCAAGAAGUAUUAUGAACAGGGACUCUUCAUUGCCGACAUCCAGCACAUGCCCGGGAGUAUUUGUGGUGUCUGGCCCGCGCUCUGGACUGUUGGCAAGGACUGGCCCCAAGAUGGUGAGCUUGAUAUCAUCGAGGGUGUCAACCAACAACAAGUGGAUGAAAUUGUUGCACACACAGGGGGCGAGUGCACCCUCACCAACACUGGUAUGACGGGCCAGGUCACCGCCUCCGACUGCAGUUUACAAGGUGGCACAUCAGGUUGCACCGCCAAUGCUGGGCCUGGUUCUUACGGCAACUCCUUCAAUGAAAACCAGGGCGGUGUAUAUGCCAUCGAAUGGACCUCGGAUUUCAUCAAGAUCUGGAUCUUCCCUCGCAGCUCAAUUCCCGAGUCCAUCACCAGUGGUAACCCCGACGUCUCGACCUUUGGAACCCCUGUCUUCAGGUUGGAGGAUUCUUGCAAGGUCUCAGAGCAAUUCUUGUCUCAGCAAUUCAUUAUCGACACCACUUUCUGUGGCGACUGGGCCGGUGGGGUUUUCCUCAACUCGGGCUGCCCGCUGAGCAAUCCCAACGAUGCUACCCAAAGCUGUGUGAACUAUGUUGCCAGCAACCCUUCGGCCUUCACUGAAGCAUACUGGGAGAUCAACUACAUCAAAGUGUAUCAGAAUACUACCGGACAGGCAUCCUCGUCUGUAGCUGUUCCCAGUUCAUCUUCUGUGGUGCCGGCGUCCGAGUCUACUCCUGCUCCUGUUGCUACUUCUAGUGUCCCUGGCGACCCCCCGUCCGGAAGCACUCUGCCUUCCCCGGCGGACACUCCUGGUGCCACGGUUCCUUCCGCCACCACGGAGCUUGUUGUUCUCACAACUACCAUUUGCCCAGAAUCUCUUGCCACUUCCACGACUCUCGUUGGUGGAUCCAGCGUCGCUCCCAUUGCCUUGAGUGUUGUCGAGAGUCCUAGCCCUGAGUCUCCUGCUCCCGAAAUUUCUACUCCUAAUGCCCCUGGCCCGGCCCCCACCAGUCCUGGUUUCUCGGCUGCCUCGCCUCUCUCGUCCACGUUGGCCAUUUCACCCUCUCCGUCGGUGACUCCUGUCAUCCCCAGUGGCGCGUCUCCGGCACCCUCCAGCUUCGUUCCUGUGGAGUCCUCCUACCUUGCACCCCCCGCCAGCUCAACUGUUUCUGGGAGCUCUUAUCUUCCACCUGGCGCUUCCUCGGCAUUCCCUCUUGCCACUGGUGCUGCGAACAAAGCCUCCUUCGGGAUGCCAGGUGUCAUUGGAGCCGUGGCCAUUGCACUUCUCGUGUAACAAUGACCCUGUGGGGCUUGUAUUGAUGGUGGAUAUUUGAAGUAUGUCUUGUCCCGUGAGAUCGUCUGUUCGUUUCAUUGUAGAAUUACGUUCGAACUGAGUUUUGGCCUUGUUAUCCUGGGCAAGAGUCCGAAUUUUUAGUUAAAUACUUUUUUUACCCACCUAAUGUGCUUUCACUCCACUUGAUUGGAAC
Messenger RNA from Monascus purpureus, 2640 nucleotides. NCBI's taxonomy places the organism in Eukaryota, Fungi, Ascomycota, Eurotiomycetes, Eurotiales, Aspergillaceae. The record is from the annotation of a GenBank genome assembly.